Molecule: messenger RNA, 471 nt
Organism: Salvia hispanica
Lineage: Eukaryota; Viridiplantae; Streptophyta; Magnoliopsida; Lamiales; Lamiaceae
Source: RefSeq, a predicted model, not a curated record
GACGUUUUUGCAGAAGGCGAUCCAGCAGCAGGGGAGGGGGCAGGUGAUGGACACGAUCAUGGAGAUCCAGGAGCGGCACGACGCGGUGAAGGAGAUGGAGAGGAAUCUGAUGGAGCUGCAUCAGGUGUUUCUGGAUAUGGCGGUGCUGGUGCAGAGCCAGGGGGAGCAGCUCGAUGACAUCGAGAGUCAGGUCAAUCGGGCUAGCUCGUUCGUGAGGGGCGGGACGGAGCAGCUUCAGGUUGCCAGGAAGCACCAGAAGAAUACUAGGAAAUGGGCGUGUUUUGGGAUUAUUUUGCUGCUUAUUAUUAUUUUGAUCAUCGUUCUUUCCUUACGGCCAUGGCAGAAGUGAUCGUCAUCAUUCUUUUUAUUUUGUUGAUUGUGUUUUAUCUUUUGUGCAAUAUGAUUCUUCAUUUUUGUUUGUUCAUCGCAUUGUAUUGGAUAUACUAUAUUACACUAUUUCUUUUGUUGAUA